AGUACGUAGUGUGUUGGCGAGGCUCAUUUAUCUUUCGUUGCCGCUCUCUUCUUGCCUUCAAAUAUACAUCAUGCUGAUGACGUAUUUCAGAAACAGAUACUCCCAUCGUGGGCUGAUAGCGUUCUGUGCUGCUACAGUUGUGGGCUUUGCUGGCGGCCUGCUCUUCACAGGUGAAAGCUGCCAGCUGGAUGGAGAGAAUCCAUCGGAGAAGGUGCGCGUGCUGUGUGUGGUGAUCACGCAGCCAGAGAACCACCGUGACAAGGCGCUCGCCGUCAAGGAGACGUGGGGACAACGGUGCUCGGAACUCCUCUUCUUCAGCUCUCAGCUGGACAUGAUGCUGCCAGUUGUAACCCUGAAUGUGUCAGAGGGCAGAGAGGUGCUGUGGAACAAGACGAAGGCAGCCGUACGGUAUGCGUGGGACAAGGGGCUGCUGAGAAGGAACGAAUGGUUACUCAAGGCGGAUGACGACACGUACGUGGUGAUGGAGAACCUGCGGCAGCUGCUCCAGCCCCUGGAACCUGAGGAGGCGCUUUACCUAGGGCUCCACUUGCUGGCCAAUGUACCCAAAGGCUACAUGAGCGGUGGGGCAGGCUAUGUGCUCAGCCGUGGUGCCGUCCAAAGGCUGGUGGCUGCCUGGGAUCUGGAUGUGGAACUGAAGGAGGACGACUCUGGUUUUGAGGACAUCAACAUUGGUGCUGAGGAUGUCAGAACUGCAAAUGGAGGUGACGCCGGCGCGAGGCACUCUGCAGGAAGUUCGUGGAAUCCAGACUUCCGGUUCCAGGCGAGUCUGUGGUGGCACCGAGACGAGUUUCCACUGUGCGGGGCAGUCGUCAUCGAUGAGCGCAACCUGGUCACCGCCGGGCACUGCAUAUACGACGGCAUCAUGAGGCCCACCAGGAGGCCGAUUAACUUCUUGCGGAUAACUGUGGGGAGCCCCGACUACCAGAAAGCUACCAGCUACGAUGUGGGCUACACAUACACCCACUUCUACUUUGACACGCUUGGGAUGGACCACGACAUCGCUGUCGUCAGGCUGAAGAAGCCGAUGAAGCUGGGGGAGAACGUGCGGAGCAUCCCACUGGCGGCCAGCGCCCCAGCCCCGGGCACCGUCUGUCAGCUCAGUGGCUGGGGGUCCUGGGCUAACCGAGGCGAAAACAAUGCCACUACAUUACGUCACAUGGAUGUUGUCGUACAGACGCAGGACAAGUGUUUGGGCCCCAAGGACACAGAUGUCACUACUCCACUCAUCUGUGUGGCUCCAAAGAACGGUGAUGUUUAUACACAUGCUGACGACGGUGGACCACUGACGUGUUCCGGCCAGCUGGUGGGAGUUGUCAUCAGGAACGGCCGCAACGGCCUCGGUGUUGCCGUCACGGAUGUGUCGCUGUACACCGACUUCGUGGCGGAGUCGGUAGCGCAUCCCGGGCGUGGCGCCUGGCCCUUCGUGUCGUCACUACUGACAGGCAUAGCCGAGGCGAGCACCUGUCUCGCCAUAACUGCCCUGCUAGCGCGCAUGUCCAGCGCCCGAUGACGACACAUCCCGGACACUGCACCACUGGCAGGGAGUUGCACUGAUCGCUAACUGCUGCCUGCGUCCAGUGUCUGCAAAAUGGACGAGAGAGAGAACGUGUCCUGCUCUCUGAUGGGUAGCCACGUUAAUUUUACUGGCUGUGAGAGAGACUCGGAUUUUUUAUUGCAUCGCUUUUCCCAAUGUAAAUGUGUAUAUAACUAAUAAAGAAACUCU
Messenger RNA from Schistocerca americana (American grasshopper), 1744 nucleotides. RefSeq lists its product as uncharacterized. The record is from RefSeq and is a predicted model, not a curated record. The transcript is spliced from 11 exons. Bases 71 to 1531 code for a protein of 486 amino acids. Gene Ontology annotation, biological process: proteolysis. NCBI's taxonomy places the organism in Eukaryota, Metazoa, Arthropoda, Insecta, Orthoptera, Acrididae. Gene Ontology annotation, molecular function: serine-type endopeptidase activity; N-acetylgalactosaminide beta-1,3-galactosyltransferase activity. Gene Ontology annotation, cellular component: membrane.